Messenger RNA from Pollicipes pollicipes, 3982 nucleotides. Its product is annotated as pleckstrin homology domain-containing family G member 5. Gene Ontology annotation, molecular function: guanyl-nucleotide exchange factor activity. NCBI's taxonomy places the organism in Eukaryota, Metazoa, Arthropoda, Thecostraca, Pollicipedomorpha, Pollicipedidae. Gene Ontology annotation, biological process: endothelial cell migration; Rho protein signal transduction. The record is from RefSeq and is a predicted model, not a curated record. Gene Ontology annotation, cellular component: endocytic vesicle; plasma membrane; axon.
UCGGCAGGAGUGGCAGGCAGGUGGAGUGCGGCUGCGGAGUGUCGUCUCCGAUUGUCGGUGUCGGGGCGGUGCGGUGCGCGUCCGUGCGGGCUAUCUGGAGACGGACGCUUUCCGUGCGUGUGCGUGAGCAGGGCGUGCGUGCCGGCGGUGCGAGGUCACGGAGCGGCGGCCGGCCGCUGGACCGCCGACAAGAGGGGAUGAAGGACAACUCGCAGUGGUACCUGCCGUGGCUGGUGCGGCCGUCUCAGCCGCCGGGGCCAGCGGAGCCGGCCAGUCCCCACCGGGCCGGAGUGGUCCGCAGGCGGCGCAGCAUCAACCAGAGAGGUCAUGAGGGUAUGCGGUGGUCGUCGCCUGCCCGGCCUGACCCGCCCCGACAUCGACCCCACCCGCCCUACUCGCGCACCCAGUCGUUUGACGGUGGCGGCAUACGACGACAUCUUGCGGAACAUCGUGGAACUGGGCGCCAGCUGCCUAAGAUUGGGCCGAGCCUGUGCAGUCGGACGUCGCCGGACGCGGCCGAGGAGAGGAGUCGCGUCCGCGGCCGGCCGCAGAGCGAGAACAUCGAGCUCGCCCUGUCACCCGGUCUUGCGAAUCAGAAGAUCGCCAGCAACGCCUUCUCCCUGCCAGCGCAGAUCGACUGCAUUUCAGACAUCGAAGACGACACCGCGCAACACCAGAGGGGAAAGGACGACUGCCGGAUAGAUUUGAAGAAAGAAAAGAAACGAAACAAGCUCACUAGAAGGAAGGCUUGCUAUCGCCAGAAAAAGGACCAGGGCCGGUCGCGCAGUCUGACCCACAUUGACACCCUGGACCCGGCCAUGCUGGUGCACCAGGAGGACAGUGACCGGCUCUCGGAGCCGGACACCUGUGGCAGGCCGGCCGAGCCCGGCGGCGGGCUGCGCCGCAAGAAGCUGGCCGCCCAUAACAAGGUGGCCAGUUCGGAAUGCUUCAGCGUCAGCUUCGACGUGAGCUCCACGGAUGAGCUACCCGAGGAGUUCGUGCCGGCCGUCAAGGGAUCCGUUCUUAGUGCGUGACCAUGACAACAAGAGUCCCGUGAGGUCGAAGUCCUCAUCCAGUCACUCAUCGGCACCCACACGCAAGUCAUCGGGGAGCUACCGCGGCAUGGUGACCAAGUUCAUCAACAGCAGCGGUGAGGAAGUGGCGGCCAGCGACGGCCAGGGGCCGACGGGCUCCACCGACGGCUCGCUCAAAGUCAGCAAGACCGGCAAGCAGCACACCCGAUGGAGCGGCAUCUUCAGCAACAGCUCCCUCAAGGAGACGGGCGUCUCCAAAAUGGACCAGAUGAUCCAGUGCCUGGAGACGUACAGCUCUCACGGUAUCCCGCGGUUGCCCUACCUGGUCAACUUUGACGGUGACGCCGCCGAGGAGGAAGAGCUGUAUAACCUGGAGAGCGACUGGCGCGAGCUGGUGGAUGCGCCAGACCGGCUGUCGGAGCGGCGACACCAACAGCAGAACGCCAUCUGGGAGCUGGUGCACACAGAGGCCGCCUACAUCCACACGCUCAAGGUCAUCACGGACCUCUUCCUGUCCUGCCUCUGCAACCUGCAGAAUAGCCGCAUCUUGACUGAGGUUGAUACGGAGAAGCUCUUCUCAAACAUACAGGAGAUCUACGCCGCCAACAGACACUUCUGGCACGACCACGUCUUACGCAUGCUAACCAAAGCCAGGAAGUCGCGUCAGCCACUGGACAUCACGGAGAUGCGGGAGGGCUUUGCUCAGUUCGAGGAGAUUUGCCACCCGUACACCCGCUACUGCCUGGACCAAAACAACAGCAAGCUGUACUGUAAAAACCUGGCGCGCAGCAACGGCUUGUUUAACGGUUACCUCGCGUGGUGUGAAACGCAGAAGGACUGUAACCGACUGCGGCUGGUGGACAUCCUUGCGAAGCCUUGGCAGCGACUCACCAAAUACUCGCUGCUCCUCAAGGCCAUUCUGAAGAAGACCGAGCCGGCUGAGGAGCAGGACAUGCUCCGCGAAAUGAUCCAGGACGUGGAUAUAUUCGUGGGCAGCGUAGACGGAUCCUUGCGUAGCCGGCACGAACAGGAACGGCUCAGCGAGAUUAUCGGCAGGAUUGACAGCUACGACUGUGUGGAUACCAAGGACGACGAGCUGGAGCGGGCGACGCGGCCGCACCUGUCACUGGACCUCACCUGCCCCAUGCCAGGCUGCGGCGAGACGCACCGGCGCUACCUGCUAUUUGAGGGCGAGCUGAAGCUGCGCGACCACGUCACCUCAAAGGAGGCGGCACAAAGACGCGGCGCUCGCUCUGCGUCUUACCUCAACGAGUAUCAGUCGGCCACGGCGGCGUUCACGCUCUACUGCUCCGAGGCCAACACUGCAAGCUGGGUGGACUGGGUGAAGAAGGCGCAGGAGAAGUAUCGUGAGGCUCGCCUGGCUACCAUCAACCAGGAGUACGUGUUCUACGACGACGAUGACGAGCUGGAGCUCCCGGCCAGUGCCUUGCUGACUUCGCGCAGUCCACGGGGCAGCAGCCGGACCAGCCGCGUCCCCAGCCUGAUCCACUCACACAGCAGCUCGAUGGACAACAGCGACCCGAGCGGCACGUCGAGCGUACUAACGGUUCAGACGAGCCCCGCCAGAGCGGUGCUGGCGGCGGCCGAGGAGCGGCUGAACCUUCCCGAGCGCUCCUCGUCGGAGGACAACCCGUCUGCCAAGCUGAAAGGCUCGCUCAGCCCUCGGGCAGAGAGGCGGCCGAUCCUGCGCUCGGUGGGCUCGACGCCGAACCAGUUGUCGGUGCUGACGCACCUGACGCCGGCCGGCCAGUCGCUGCCCAACCUGUCGGCCGAGGUGGCGCAUUCGCUGUCGGUGCCACCGCAGCGGACGCUCAAUCCGGCGCAGCGCGGCGUGACGUACCCGCCGCUGUCGCCACGCACUCUGCGCCGCAGUCCGGCCGUGCAGCCGCCGCCACCGCGCAACCCACCGCUGUCACGUGCCCAUCACGUGACGGCCGACGGCGGCAGCUCACCACCGCCGCCGGCGCCCUCGCUGCCGCCGCCUCCGCCGCCACCGCCGGCCGCCGCCAACCCGGGCGCGACCGCCGAGCCGGAGGACACCGAGGUGGACGGCGACGGUCGCAGUCGGCGGCACUCGCGCGACCGCCUCGAGAGUCGUCGCUACCACACGGCCGGUGCCAUCGAGGACAUCAAGAAGCAGGAGGCCCGGGACGCCAGCAUACACAAGCGCCUCUCGUGGAACUGUGGGCAGCAGCAGCCACCGCCGCCGCAUAUGGGACGGCAGAGCCAGGCGCUCAAGGGCGGCCGACACGGCACCACUUGCCUCAGCUCCGACAGCGUGCACAGCAGCAGUGGUGUGAGCAGCGUCAACAGUCUGCAUCUGAGCAUUGGCUCAGAGUUUGAGGAGGGGCUGCUCGGCGAGGACCUUGACGAGGCGCUGACAGCUGAGACGGAAGAGAGCCAGACGAUCGUGGAGGCGACGAAUCUGGCGCAGCGUUUGAAGCUCAGCCCACACAUAUCGACCACGUACAUCUCGGCCGACGAGCUGAGCUGCGCCGGCGUCUCAUGUGUCUCGUCCAGCGUACAAAACACGGAGAGCGGUGUCAAGAUCGACAUUUCGGAGGCGCCGGACGGCGUGCUCUCGCGGGUACAAAUCACCGUCAACGACGGCUCGCCGGCGGGCGCGGCGGCGGCCGACGCCGACGCCGACGCGCCGCCCGCCAGCCCGGCCGACCAGUGGAACCAGUUCGAGUUUCUGCUCAGCGACAACACUAUACGAGCAUCGGACGUAUGAGAUAAGGAGCACCUAAUUUAGCUAGCGUAGCGUCCUUGCGGCCGCACCGGCGGCUGCCUGGCCGCAUCCACCGCGCCGACUCCAAAGUUUCGCUGUGAUAUGACCUUGUUUGUUUUAUUUUCCGAGCCGGCCGCCGGCGCGAGCGCGGCGCCGCGCAGCGAGCCGUCGUGUUGCGUGUCGCCGGGACCGGAGG